Messenger RNA from Bactrocera dorsalis (oriental fruit fly), 1224 nucleotides. RefSeq names its product hemolysin E. The transcript has 2 exons. The record is from RefSeq and is a predicted model, not a curated record. Lineage: Eukaryota; Metazoa; Arthropoda; Insecta; Diptera; Tephritidae. Gene Ontology annotation, biological process: hemolysis in another organism. The coding region runs from base 179 to 1096 and encodes 305 amino acids.
UACUGUUUGGUGUCGUAUACGACUGCGUACGCUAUAUGAAGUAUAUAAAGCUUUAUAGAGGAGUCACAAUCUUCAUUUAAACAGUUUCAUCAGUCGAGCACGGACGUCGGUGAUUUCAACAAAAUAAUACUCAUUCUGCUGAAAAGAAUACUCGAAGUUUGAUUCUGCUCUCUACACGAUGAAGGCCGCAUUGCUUGUCCUGUUUGCCGUUGGCUUGUCAUCAGCCAGAACUAUAACUUACCACAACGUAAACAUAUCUAGCGAUCAACCCAUUUCUGACGAGGAUUUAUUAAAAAAUUGGGCUCAAUCCAUCGAGGUGUUCGAUCAAAGCUUGGACGACUACAUAGACUGGGUGUCUUUUGACAAAAUGUUUGAAGAAAUGAUCAAUCAUAGUGGGGAAUAUAGCGUCUGGAGUAUACAGAGUAUUAGAGACUAUUUUCUUAAAAGCCGUGAUCUUUAUUACGACGCAGUAGCUUGUGUAUUCGAAUGGUGUUCUGUCAUCGACAUUAUGAUGACGUCAUUUGUUGGCUUAUAUGAAGAUUAUAGCGACAAAACUAAAGAGCAACAAAAAGAGUUGAUUGUAGCAAGUUUAGAUGAGGGAAUAGACAGAAUGGGAAAAGCUAUCGGUCUUUUAGAUGACAGUCGAAAUCAUGUUAAUACUGGUAUUGAAGACUUGACGAACGUCAUAUCUAACGUUUCUGCAGCUUUUAGAAAAGAUGAAAGAGAGCAUACGACUAAAAUUAAUGAUUUAAAUAAGAACGCAAUGAAUUCUUUGAGUCAAAGUUUUUUUGGGGGAAUAAUAAGCCUCAUUAUGACGGAAACAGCAUAUAAACCCGAAGCACGGAAAAAAUUCGAGAAAAUUGAGGGAUCAUUUAAUUUUAUGAGAGAUAAAAUUCAAAACGCGAUCACAAAGGCCUUAGAAAUUAAGAAAAAAUUGUCACAAGAAGUAAUAUACAUAUCAGGACUAAGAGGAACGGUUAAGGGAAAUAAACUCAUUUUCUCUAGAUCGCUUCGAAUUCCUAUUGUAAAAAAUGCUGUUAAUAAAUUGAAAGGUCAAUGCAGCGCUUAUCAAACAAGACAUGGAAAAAAGCAAUAAGAAAAUUUUGCCAAUUUAUAUUUAAAAUUACAUCAUGUUGGUAAUUUUUUAUUCCUUUUCUCUCAAGUAAUGUCAUAAAUUGUGCGAAAAAAGAUGUUUCAAUAAAGUUUUUCCCUCAAUUUAUCCUA